Bathycoccus prasinos is the source of this 438-nucleotide messenger RNA. RefSeq lists its product with no specific name. The coding region runs from base 1 to 438 and encodes 145 amino acids. Gene Ontology annotation, molecular function: structural constituent of ribosome; small ribosomal subunit rRNA binding. The record is from RefSeq and is a predicted model, not a curated record. Gene Ontology annotation, biological process: translation. Lineage: Eukaryota; Viridiplantae; Chlorophyta; Mamiellophyceae; Mamiellales; Bathycoccaceae. The transcript has a single exon. Gene Ontology annotation, cellular component: ribosome.
AUGCCUCUGUACGACUUGGUGUUACAGGUGAAAGCGAGAGUCCCGAAGCGCGAAGUCUUCGAGUUACUCAAGCGAACGUCCUUGAAAAUUUUAGACUCGGACGGGGUGUUGAUGGACGUGAAAUCUUUCGGGCACCAAACGUUAGCGUACGUGUAUAAGAAACCGAACGAGAGGCACCACGAGGUACAAAUGUCGCAGAUGACGUUCGCGUCGGCGCCGAACGUUUUGCCGGAGAUAUCGCACGCGCUGAGGGUGGACGAGAAAGUCGUUCGGUGGAUGGUGUUGAAGAGGAAGAGGAAGAUGGAGCCGCUGAUUAAGUACAAGGCGUGGACGGAAGAGCAAAGGGCGGCGAUGAUUGAAAGCAGCAGGGAGAGCGAGAGUAGCCGCGACAGGGGGCGAGAGAGCGGCGGCGGAGGAGGAGGACGGCGGCGGUUUUAG